Molecule: messenger RNA, 811 nt
Organism: Alnus glutinosa
Lineage: Eukaryota; Viridiplantae; Streptophyta; Magnoliopsida; Fagales; Betulaceae
Exons: 4
Coding region: 79-636 (185 amino acids)
Biological process (GO): rRNA processing
Cellular component (GO): small-subunit processome; Mpp10 complex; small ribosomal subunit
Molecular function (GO): snoRNA binding; structural constituent of ribosome; rRNA binding
Source: RefSeq, a predicted model, not a curated record
CGAAACAAAAGGUAUUGUUUUGACAUCUAAAAGCAUUUACCUCCUCCUAGGGUUUUAGAAAAAAUUGUGUUGGACAGCAUGAGGAAGCUAAAAUUUCAUGAGAAGAAGCUACUGAAGAAGGUUGAUUUUUUGGAGUGGAAGAAUGAACAUGGUCACAGAGAGGCCUUUGUUAUGCAACGCUACCAUGUCACUGGCCGUGACGAUUACAAGAAGUAUGCGGGUUUGUGCCGAAUGGUGCAGAAGCUAGUGAGCAUUUUGAUGAGGAUGGACUCGAAAGAACCUUUUCGGAUUCAAAUGACUGAUAUGCUGCUCGAAAAGCUGUACAACAUGGGUGUAAUACCAUCGAAGCAAAAUAUUGAUGCUUUAAAAGUUUGUGAACGCAUAACCGUGUCAUCCUUCUGUAGACGCAGGCUCUCAACUGUUUUGGUGCGGUUGAAGUUUUGUGAACACUUGAAAGAAGCUGUCACAUACAUAGAGCAGGGACAUAUACGAGUGGGUCCAGAGACAGUUACCGACCCAGCAUUCCUUGUAACGAGGAAUAUGGAAGACUUCGUUACGUGGGUAGAUUCAUCCAAGAUCAAGAGAAAGGUGCUGCAAUACAAUGAUCAGUUGGACGACUAUGAUGCGAUGACCUGAGCGUAUUCUCUGUUUCGUUUUUUUCCCUUCUCCUUUUGGGUGGAUGAAGUGAAUGGUUUUAUAUUGAUUCAUAUAUAAUGUAGCAAAGAUGGGGAUUAGAGCAUUCCCAAUGGAUUAUGUAUUUCUCACUUGUAGCUAGAAUAGCUAAGCAAAAUCACAGAAGUUAUCCGUCCCA